This is a messenger RNA of Daldinia vernicosa, 1737 nucleotides long. RefSeq lists its product as uncharacterized. The coding region runs from base 516 to 1673 and encodes 385 amino acids. Lineage: Eukaryota; Fungi; Ascomycota; Sordariomycetes; Xylariales; Hypoxylaceae. The transcript has 3 exons. The record is from RefSeq and is a predicted model, not a curated record.
GACGUAGGUAACAAACGCCUACACGGGGCUUCCCGUAGGAGGUACGAAGUACAAUCCUUAGGUACCUAAAUUAUUGUGACCUGUUCCACCAACUAAAUUCUAGACGCUGACGGAUUAUGCAAGAUAUCACUAUCGUAUACAACAUCGUGCCACAACAGGCUUACCCCUGAUUUCAAUUGGGCAAUUCCCAAGUUAUGCGCGUACGCUUUGGGGGCUGUGUAGUAUUUCCAUAAUACAGGUGUUCUUUGCGGCACAGGUAUUGCACUACGAUUAUGGCGUUACCCCUCCCCCUCUGUCACCACGAUGGCGUUACCCCUCCUCUCUCUGUCACCAGCUUCGCAGUUGUGCCCGCACAGCCCAGCUUACCCAGCUUAUUAUUAGGAAUUUGUGGUGUCGUUCAUCUUAGUAGCACCUCCAUGGCGAGGAUAUACCUUACCCAUGGACGAGUGUCCGGGGUUUUCUAAUAGUUUUUUUCGUUUAGUCCUAGUUAAUUACAACUAAGAGUUCACAGGAUCAUGGCAUCUACCUCAGAACCAUCUGAAAACGGCGGGGAUGCGACAUUGGCUGUUAGCGGAGUCGUCAUUGUACUUGCUCUUAUAUCUGUUGCUCUGCGAUUUUUCACUCGGAAGUUCACUCGAUCAGGCUUAGGAGCAGAUGACUGGCUAAUUCUAGUUGCUGCCAUCGCAACCCUUUUGACAGCUAUACUUCUCCUUUGGGGUAACAGCGUCGAUCCGGACGGCCUCUGGGUUUCGGAAAACACUGACCCAGACUACCUUUAUACAGCUGAAGACGUCUUUUACCUUAAGCUUUCAUUUGCAUCUUCCAUCCUAUAUUUCACCAUUGCAGGCGCCACCAAACUAGGAAUAUUGCUCAUGUACUACCGCAUCUUUGCCGUUAGUACCGCUUUUCGCUAUCAAUUAUUCUUAUCGGUUGCCUUGGUCAUCGGAUGGUGGGUUGGAUGCACUAUAGCUACGCUGACGAACUGUAUCCCCCUCGAAUGGAGUUGGAACAAUAGCCUGGCUGACCCGAGAUAUUGCUUCAAUUAUAAUAUUUUCUGGAUGGCAUCAGGAGCGUGUGAGAUCUUUCUUGACGUAUUGAUCUUAACAUUACCCAUCAGCGUUGUCGUGAGAAUGCGUCUAUCAGCUAGGCAGAAGGGCACCGUCUCGAUUAUUUUUCUGCUAGGCGGGUUUACUAUUGCGACGGGUCUGAUCAAGGUAAUUCUUGGCUACCCACCUAAUAGCCGCGUCCCAUCAUAUUCGAACACCGAAGUGUGGACGACUGUGCAUGCUGGCCUAGCCAUCUUAUGUGCUAGUCUACCUAUAUUCAGACCCUUGGUUAGGCGCAUUUCACAGUUGCCACUCAUCUCUAAGGCAUCAACCCUAUUUCCUGUUCGGCAGUCUUCAAAGCAACCACCCCACGUCUAUCUGGAGACGAUAUCUGAGCCAUCUACCCACCAAAAAGCGUCAACGGGGGACCGAAAUGUAGGUUCCUUACGUGAGGAUGAGGAGGGGCUUUUCUUAGAGUUAGGCCGGAUAGAAGCGGUAGAAACUAGCACUACGUCUCUAUCCGCUCAGCUAGCUAGGUUUAUCGAACACGGUGAAACGAUUAAUACGGAUCAGAAUCUACAAAUGGAAGAGGCCGUUAACCAGGUACGACAGGUAUCUGGGUACUAGGCAGUCUAUAAAGUAGUUGAUUCUAGUAGACUACUCUAAAAAAAUAAAUAAUAAUUCCUAAUAA